Messenger RNA from Trifolium pratense (red clover), 2437 nucleotides. Its product is annotated as MACPF domain-containing protein At1g14780. The record is from RefSeq and is a predicted model, not a curated record. The transcript is spliced from 8 exons. NCBI's taxonomy places the organism in Eukaryota, Viridiplantae, Streptophyta, Magnoliopsida, Fabales, Fabaceae. Gene Ontology annotation, cellular component: plasma membrane. The coding region runs from base 226 to 2130 and encodes 634 amino acids. Gene Ontology annotation, biological process: regulation of salicylic acid mediated signaling pathway; plant-type hypersensitive response.
GUCCCAAAUCAAAUCCAAAAAACCAUGUCCCGCGUGUGUGUGUGUGAAUGCUUUACAUUUAUUUCCUUCCUUCCUUCCUUCAACAAGCCACCGGAUUGAAAUUGAAAUUAAUUAACAUUUGAUUAAUUAAAUCAUAAUAACCAAGUCUCUUUGUAGUACUAUACUAGUAAUUCAAAUUCAAACCCCUACAUUAAAAAUGUUAGUCAAACCUAAGACUUACAAAUAAUGGCCUCAACAAAUGUAAACAAGAAAACUCAUUUUCCCAUUUCCACCGUUUUUUACAAGAAAGAUACUCAUUUUAUUAUUAGUACCACACUUGUUCCAUUAAGGGUCAAACAAAAAAUGGGUGAAACCAUUGUUGAGAAAGCUCUAAAAAGCUUAGGAAAAGGCUUCGACUUAACAUCAGAUUUCAGGCUUAAAUUCUGCAAAGGUGAAGAACGUUUGGUUCUUCUCAAUGAAAUAGAGAAAAGAGAAUUACCAGUGCCAGGUUUUGGAUCCAUUAGAGAUGUUUCUGUUGAUAUCAAAUGUGAUAAAGGAGAUCGCACACGCUAUCAAUCCGAUAUCCUCACCUUCACCCAAAUGUCAGAGUUAUUCAAUAGGAAGAGUUCAAUUCCUGGGAAAAUUCCAAGUGGAUACUUCAAUACAGUGUUUGGAUUUGAUGAUGGUUCAUGGGCAGCUGAAGCAGCUAAUACAAAGUGUUUGGGUCUUGAUGGAUAUUUGAUACGACUCUUUAAUCUUCAUAUUGAUAGAUUACCACUUAUUCUUUCUAAACAAGUUCUUGAAGCUGUUCCUACUUCAUGGGAUCCUUCUGCACUUGCAAGAUUCAUUGAGAACUUUGGGACUCACAUCCUUGUGGGACUUAGCAUUGGUGGCAAAGAUUUAUUGCUGGUCAAACAAGAUGUGUCUUCCAACUUGGGGCCAUCAGAGCUCAAAAAUCACUUGGAUGAGCUUGGAGAACAGUUAUUUAGUGGGACAUGCAAUUUCCUUCCCAAAAAUAAAGAUCAGAAACACAAGGUACCACCUGCUUUCGAUGUCUUUGGUCCGCAAACCAUCGCCUUCAACGGCUCUGCAUCCGUUUGCACAAAAGAUGGAAUAACAGUGAUAUGUGCAAAGAGGGGUGGGGAUACACAAGUGAGCAGCCAUAGUGAAUGGCUUCAAACAGUUCCUAACAAACCAGAUGCAAUGGAUUUUACUUUCAUUCCCAUCACCUCUCUUCUUAAAGGUGCUCCUGGUAGGGGCUUCCUUUCCCAUGCUAUCAACCUCUAUCUUCGAUAUAAGCCUCCAAUGUCAGAUUUGCCAUACUUUCUUGACUACCAAGCCCACAAGCUUUGGGCUCCUGUUCACAAUGAUCUUCCUCUUGGUCCAAGUACAAACAUAACCACUCUUUCACCUUUUCUCACCCUCAACUUGAUGGGUCCCAAACUUUAUGUAAAUACUGAUAAGGUCACAGUUGGCCAAAGACCAAUUACAGGGAUGCGCUUGUUUCUUGAAGGCAUGAAAUGCAACAGAUUAGCCAUACAUGUGGAACAUCUAAUAAACACUCCAACAAUGCUUAGCAACAAAAUUGAGGACACAACAAUAUGGUCACAAGAAAUCGAUGAUGAUCGUUACUUUGAAUCAAUAAAUGGGAAGAAAUUUUCCCAUGUAUGUACAGCACCAGUAAAAUACAAUCCUAAAUGGAGCUCAGACAAUAAUGUAGCAUUUAUUGUUACAGGAGCACAACUUCAUGUGAAGAAACAUGACAACAAAAGUGUUCUUCAUCUAAGGUUAUUGUUCUCCAAGGUGUCUAAUUCUUUUGUUGUUAAAUCAAAUUGGACACAGGGUUCUUCUAGGUUGUCUCAAAAAUCUGGAAUUUUCUCAGCAAUAAGCACAUCAAUUUCUAGUUCUAGUUCUAGUUCUAGCAAAGACAAAAAGAAAUCAACAGUAGUUAUGGAUUCAAGUGUGUUUCCAACAGGACCUCCAGUGCCUGUACAAACACAAAAAAUGUUGAAAUUUGUGGACACAUCGGAGUUAUGUAAAGGUCCACAAGACACACCUGGUCAUUGGUUGGUUACUGGGGCUAAAUUGGUCAUAGACAAAGGUAAGAUAUGUUUAUGGGUCAAGUUCUCUUUGUUAAAUACUAGCUUAUGAAUAAAAAAUCCAAAUAAAAAAAUAUAAAAAAAAAAAUAAAAAAAGGAAAGAUUUUGAAGUUUAAAUAUUUCCUUUAUUUUUUGGUUAAAACAAGUUAAGUGCUUCUAUUAUGUAAAUUGUCACAUACAUGAGAUAUACCCUUUGUAUAAUUAAUAUCUCCAAUUGUACUAUAGAGUUAGCUAUAGGAUCAUUAUUUCUUUCAUUGGUUUUGUAAGUAGCUCUCAACAAAAUCAAGGACUUACAAUAUUGUAUUUGUAUAUUUCUAAGCAUAUGUUGCUAUCAAUACAUUGAAAAAUCAUAUCUCUAA